Betta splendens (Siamese fighting fish) is the source of this 2320-nucleotide messenger RNA. RefSeq names its product methyltransferase like 9 (gene mettl9). The coding region runs from base 189 to 1208 and encodes 339 amino acids. The record is from RefSeq and is a predicted model, not a curated record. NCBI's taxonomy places the organism in Eukaryota, Metazoa, Chordata, Actinopteri, Anabantiformes, Osphronemidae. Gene Ontology annotation, molecular function: protein-L-histidine N-pros-methyltransferase activity. The transcript has 6 exons.
GUAUCUAAAACCGCAGUAAGUGCCUGUAGUUCACGAUAACUACUGGUCACUUUAUCCACAUGUCUAUUUAGCGAAAAAUGCGGAAAUGUGUUGUUUUGAUAGUAGGCAGACACUGCACAGAAUAACUACUGCCAAAGAAAACGUGUUAAAUCGAUGGACAAUGGAUGUAAGGGGUUAAGAUAGGGUGUAUGUACCACCGGGCUUUCUUAAAUCCACCGCACCCUCAGCUGAGGACAUUGAUUUUUGUAGCGUGGGUUCUCGGCUACGUCGCCUUUCUUCUCUCCAUCAGAAGGAUGUGGACGGGGAAAUACGUCCGCAGUCCACUUAUUCAGUCUCUGUUUGUUAACAUGGCAAGCGAGGCCCCCGCGACUGAGACACUAGAGUGGUACCGAUGUUGUCCUGACCUGCUUGGAGAAUCAGUGAGGCCCCUAUUCGUCCAGAGCCACCUAGACACAGGCACUAAAUCUUUUCUCAAGCAGAGUGUUGAGAAGUCUGGGUGGUUGUUCACCCAACUCUAUCACUCUUUUGUGUCAACUAUCCUCAGCCCUGUGGUUUCACGCACCUCCAUCAAUGGGUUCCUGGGCCGUGGCUCUAUGUUUGUCUUCUCCUCUGAGCAGUUUCAGCACCUGCUCCAGAUCGGCCCAGAGUGGAGAGCUGAGAGGCUCUUGGAUCUUGGAGCUGGAGAUGGAAGUGUCACACAGGUGAUGGGAGCCCAUUUCCGAGAAAUUUAUGCAACUGAAGUCUCAGUACCCAUGAAAUGGCAUCUUCAGAGGAGGAAUUACAAAGUGCUUGGUAUUGAUGACUGGCAACAGACUGGUUUCCAGUAUGACGUGAUCAGCUGUUUGAACCUUCUGGAUCGUUGCAAUGAUCCUUUACAUCUCUUGCGGGACAUCAAGCGAUCUCUAACUCCCAAAACAGGGAGACUUAUCUUAGCCGUUGUGCUUCCCUUCCAGCCAUAUGUGGAAAUCGGAGGACAAUGGCAGCGUCCCAAAGAACACCUUAAAUUGGAGGGAAAAACAUGGGAAGAGCAAGUAACCAGCUUGUCCAGUGAGGUUUUCCAAAAGCUGGGGUUCAAGGUGGAGGCUGUGACCCGGUUGCCAUACCUUUGUGAAGGGGAUAUGUAUAACAAUUACUAUGUCCUCGAUGAUGCAGUCUUUGUCCUCAAGGUCUCAGACAAUAGUGAAAUUCUGCUCCCUGAGCAAAGUUGAGCCAUUUACAUAUCAUACACCUGAACUCUUUGGAAUUUUUUGGAAAGUGGAUUAUGGAAAGAUUUUAGUGCAAUUUCAUACUUGAUGUAAGAAUCACAUAAUUUCUGGUUAGAAAUGUGUCCUACAUGAAGCUCAGUACUGUGUUUACCAGCCAGAUUUUGUGACCAUCAUACCUCAACAAAGACCAAACCUUUUUAAGACAUCACCCUGUCUAAAAUGUCUGUCAUGAUGGGGGGGUGAAUUUAUACUGUAUGUCUUUAUCAUUAUGUUAAUAGUAUUACAAACACACAUUUGUGUCUUUUAUGUGUGUUGUGCAAAGAACUGGUAAAGGCACAUGUCUGAUUCAAGUGAACAUUAAGUAAGAUUUUGUUUUUUAUAAUGCUACUUUUGUUUUUAGUGGUAGAAAGGCAACAUGAAGUCCAUUUUUUUUAAUUAUUGUCAACUCCUAACACACUUCACAGCUAAUAAUUAAAAGCAGUUACAGUGGCUACAGGUUUUGAUUUUGGUAUUUCUUUUAAAUAACUAACUCAAUGCUGAACUUCUAAUUAUAGAUAUUCUCUUUGCAUUUAUAUUUACAGGCAGCAUACACAUUCACAUUUGUUGUAGUAAUUUGACUGAUUUUAGUCCAUAUCUGUAGACACACUGUAGCAGGGGUCUAUAAUGUCUAACAAGUUCCACCCAUUAGCCACCAAAUAUUAACUGCUGGUUAUUAUAGACCAGGGCUGCAGCAGCAAAAACCAACAGUGUUGAAUUAAGCAGUUAUGCAUGCAAUUACUUGUGGGUUCAGCCUUCUGUUGAAGGAGGAAGAUGCUCUACUUCACUUCUGUCUUUCUGUUUCAUUUUGAUUCUAAAUUGUUAAAACUUUUUGGAUUCAAAAGUAUUUCUCAUAAUUUUAUGAUUAUGAUGACUGAUGAUGAUGAUGAUGAUGAUUAUUAUGACAGUUUAGCUAAACCCUGUACCUGGACCUUCACAAGUCAUGUUUUUUUGUAGUUGCAAAAGAAGAUGCAGAAAGCAAACUGUUGAACUUUAACGGAUGAAUUUAUGACAUUGUAAUUCUACAUUUGUAAAAAAGCGUUACCUAUUCUUUCAAAAUAAAAUGUUACACUUCACAA